CAUUGACAUUAAUAUUUUGCUCAAGUAAAUAUAUCAGGCGUUUGUGUUAGAGGUUAUUUUAUUUAUUUACAUCUAUUGUUACAAAAAGAAAUAUAAACCUGCAAUUGUUUAAGAAAAACUUAAAAGAGAAUCAUGGAUACUGUUGUUAAAAGUAUGAUGGAAGAAGAUCCUGAAGAGGAAAAGAAGGGCUUAGUUCUCUUUGGUCGAGACUUAUCAACAGUUCCAUGUUUCCGUGAAAGCUUUCUAUAUGGGGUCAGUAGUGGUAUUGGAGUUGGUAUAGCAUCGUUUUUCAAGACAUCAAAACCUUUAUUGUCACAACAUAUUGGAAUGGGAGCAUUUACGAUAACCACACUAGUUUAUUGGUCAUAUUGUAGAUAUAUGUGGUCAAAACAGAAAUUUGAUGCUCAGUUAUUACAAUCAGCGUUAAAAGAUAAAAUUAGAUAUGAAGGUACAGUUGUAGAAAAAGAAAUGGAAGAGAAAGGAAUUCUGAAAUCGGCAUAGAAGGUUUUUGUUAUGUUAAUUGUAUAAUACUGUAAAAUAAUUUCAGUUGUAGA
This is a messenger RNA of Papilio polytes (common Mormon), 554 nucleotides long. It is a transcript of the gene l(3)87Df, whose product is annotated as cytochrome c oxidase protein 20 homolog. The record is from RefSeq and is a predicted model, not a curated record. Gene Ontology annotation, cellular component: mitochondrion; mitochondrial inner membrane. Gene Ontology annotation, biological process: mitochondrial respiratory chain complex IV assembly. Lineage: Eukaryota; Metazoa; Arthropoda; Insecta; Lepidoptera; Papilionidae. The coding region runs from base 133 to 501 and encodes 122 amino acids. The transcript is spliced from 2 exons.